AUAUCUCGGGGAAGGACCAAACAAAGGCCUCCGUAGAGAAGAUCUUUCUUUGCUUCUUUAAAAGAUGGGAUUGCAACCGCGUCGUUUUCGUCGGUGACUUCAUUUUGCCGGGCUGAGAGCGCCUGUCCCGGUGUUGGUGGUGGGUGAGCGGCGCGCCGUGCUGUAGCUAGGUUAGAGUUGGAAGAAGGCUGAGAUUUCAAGCUUUGAGUGACAGGCACCUUACAAGAUUACCAUAGCUAAGCUGAGAAGGCAGUUGCAGCUCUGAGUACCAGGUUCACCAAGCUGGUGUAUGUACUGCACGUACAUGAAAGCGCACAUGUUUUUGUCAUCGCAUAGACUGACUUUCACGUAUUCCUGAGAGCUUUGCAAUUGAUGAAAAUUAAUUUAAGUACCAGAUGGAGCACCUUUACAGCACAGGAAUUGGUAACCCAUGGAAAAACACCUGCCAGUAAUAUUCAACUUACUACAUGGUCUUCACAAGUGAAAAAAGUUUGCAAAAAAAGGAAGAAAAAACACUCUCCACACAGAAAAAGCCUAAGAAAUACCUCCACAAUCUAAAUCAAUAAUUGUGAGGGAAACAUAAGAAUACUGAGGGCGGAGGAAAGUGAUUUUAUAAUUGCAGGGGCAUAAUGUAUCAUCUUUGGCAUGGUAUGCUUUGGGCUCAGUAGUUUCUGAAUGGACUAAUAAAUCGUGACUAUAUGUUGAGCGAUGAUGACUGAAAGUAAGUAAGUUGAGGAACUAUGGGACAAGUCUGGGCAUUGAACUGAAGAAUCCUCAUCAUCCUUCUUGAGUUAACCAGGUCAUCGUCUUACGUAUUCUUUCUUCCUCUCCUUUUUCCUCUUUUCACUUAGUGUGAUAUACAUACUAAUGAAUUGAGCUCAUAAAUGUUACUCAAAUAAAACGAUUGGAAUACUUCAUAUGUUUCCUUCUUGUACAGCUGCAAAUGUUGUGUCUGGAACUAUGAAUCUGUGCUGUAGACAAGCAUCAAGAAGGAAAGAUCCGAUAAAACAAGCAAGGAAAAUACCUAGAGAAAUAGUGAAACCAGGAAGUCAGAUUUUUAAUGCUGCUUCUCUUUCAUUUUUAGAUGAAUAUGUUUCUUCCUUCCUUGAAUUCUAGAAGAUUUUGAAAGAUUGCUUACUUGAUGUGCUUUAAUUCUGGCAUUUGUUUUUGGUAGGAUGAAAAGUCUGUGAUUCCUUGUAGCAGAAAAAAAGGGAAAAGUAAAGGAAAAACAGCUUGACAUUUAAGCCUGUUUUGGAAGAGAGAGAACUUCAUGGUUCACCUGAGGCAAACUUAUCUGCUUUAAAAGCUAAAAGCUUUGGAGCAUUUUUGAUUCCGCUGUAAAUGAAGAGGGGGUUUCUUUGUCAUUCGUGUGUGGCAGCAAAAAGUGGGAAAGCAGGCAAGAUAGCGUGAUAAACGGUUCAGGCUCUGUUGGGUCUCUGGUGGAAAAAAAGUGCUGCAAUGAAAAUUGGAUUGGCUUUGGAUUGCAAAAACGUUUGAAUCCAAGGAGCGGUUCAGUACCAAGAGGGAUUUCCCAUCUGGCCUGGCACACCAGUGCCUGCACAAGUUUGGGUCUGUUGUUUCGCACAGUUUGUGUGCCUUUUUUUCCCUUUAUGCAAUCUCUUUCAGCUUUAGCAGCAGAAAUACGUCAGAUGGAAAAGAUAUGCCAGAGGGCAGCUUGGAAAAGAUGAAUGUCAUAUAUAUACAUAUGUAUGUGCGUGUGUUUAAAUUUCUGCAACUGAACUUUUGAAGAAAAUCUGACUGGAGGAAAUCUUAAAAGCCUUAAGUUACUUGAAACCUACACAUUUGCAACUCUUUGUCUCUGGAAUUGCAUUACGCUAAACUGGAAUCUCAGGCUGUAUAAAGAUUAUAUCAAGUUGAGCAAAAAGAUGACUUAACCAUUUCUUGAGCGCCUCUUUCGAAGUAGCUGUCUCUCCAAAGGAUAAGUGCACCCUCACUCUACAGACUCAACAACAAAAAAUGAACCUGAAUUUUUUUUUAAGUGUUACUUUUUCUUAGCCAACUGCCAUCAUCUUUUAUAGAGGAAUUUUUCACUAUGCAUUUGGUGGAUAUUUAUAAACACUGACCCCAUCCUCCUCCCUUUCAAUGAUCUAUCCCAGGUCAGUCUUAUCAAUAAAAAACAAAAAAAUUGGUUUCAAUUUUGUGCGCUAGACACAUUACUUUCCUAUGUCAAAAAAUAAAAUAUUUAAAAAGCAUGUAUGCAGCAGUGGAACAUGGGCCUGUUCUUUGCAGCGACUCCAACAUCCUCUGCCUCUCCUGGAAAGGCAGAGUCCCCAAAAGUGAGAAGGAGAAACCCGUGUGCAGGCGGCGGUACUAUGAGGAAGGCUGGUUGGCAACAGGCAAUGGCAGAGGAGUUGUAGGCGUCACUUUUACUUCCAGCCAUUGCAGGAGGGACCGGAACACCCCUCAGAGAAUCAACUUCAAUUUGAGGGGCCACAACAGUGAGGUUGUUCUGGUUAGAUGGAAUGAACCAUUUCAGAAAUUAGCAACUUGUGAUGCAGAUGGAGGAAUAUUUGUUUGGAUACAAUAUGAGGGCAGAUGGUCUGUGGAGCUUGUAAAUGAUCGUGGGGCACAGGUAAGCGACUUUACAUGGAGCCACGAUGGGACUCAAGCACUCAUCUCCUAUAGAGAUGGAUUUGUGCUGGUUGGUUCAGUCAGCGGACAAAGACACUGGUCUUCAGAAAUAAACUUGGAGAGUCAGAUCACAUGUGGCAUAUGGACUCCCGAUGACCAACAGGUUCUGUUUGGCACUGCUGAUGGUCAGGUUAUUGUCAUGGACUGCCAUGGGCGAAUGCUGGCCCAUGUGCUCCUUCAUGAGUCAGAUGGCAUCCUCAGCAUGUCCUGGAACUACCCCAGCUUCCUGGUGGAAGACAGCAGUGAGAGCGACACAGAUUCGGACGACUAUUCCCCACCACAGGAUGGACCAGCUACAUAUCCAGUCCCAGUGCAGAACACCAAGCCGCUACUGACCGUCAGCUUCACGUCGGGAGACAUCAGUUUAAUGAACAAUUAUGAUGACUUGUCUCCUACUAUCAUCCGCUCAGGGUUGAAAGAUGUGGUGGUACAGUGGUGCACGCAAGGAGACCUACUUGCAGUAGCAGGGAUGGAGAAGCAGUGUCAGCUCGUUGAACUUGGCAAUGGUUCUCUGUUGAAAAGUGCACUUGUCAAGUUCUACAAUGUGCGUGGGGAACAUAUCUACACUCUGGAGACACCUGUGCAGCGUCCCAUCAUCUCCAUCUGCUGGGGUCACAGGGAUUCACGCCUGAUGAUGGCUUCUGGGCCUGCACUAUAUGUUGUCAGAGUAGAGCACAGGGUCUCCAGCCUGCAGCUUCUGUGCCAGCAGACCAUUGCCAGCUGUCUGCGGGAUGACAAGGAUAUCAGCAAACUCACCCUUCCCCCUCGGCUCUGUUCAUACCUCACCACUGCCUUCAUACCAACAAUCAAGCCUCCUAUCCCAGACCCAAACAAUAUGAGAGAUUUUGUCAGCUAUCCAACAGCUGGCAAUGAACGUCUUCAUUGCACGAUGAAGCGGACAGAAGAUGACCCAGAAGUUGGUGGUCCGUGUUAUACUCUGUACUUGGAAUAUCUUGGGGGAUUGGUGCCCAUCCUGAAAGGACGACGUAUCAGCAAGUUGAGGCCAGAGUUUGUCAUUAUGGAUCCUAAAACAGAUGGAAAAGCAGAUGAAAUCUAUGGAAACAGCUUGAUUUCCACUGUGAUUGACAGCUGCAACUGCUCUGACUCCAGCGAUAUUGAACUGAGUGAUGACUGGGCAGCAAAGAAAUCUCCCAAAAUCAGUCGAGCUAGCAAAUCACCCAAACUUCCCAGAAUCAAUAUAGAGGCUCGCAAAUCUCCAAAGAUGUCACGAGCUGCACAGGAGAUAUCAAGAUCACCAAGGUUACCAAUAAGGAAACCUUCUAUUGGUUCACCAAGCCUAACCCGAAGAGAGUUUCCUUUAGAAGAUAUUACUCAGCACAACUACCUUGCUCAGGUCACAUCUAACAUCUGGGGAACCAAAUUUAAAAUUGUGGGUUUGGCUGCUUUCCUACCAACUAAUCUUGGUGCAGUAAUAUAUAAAACCAGUUUGCUGCAUCUUCAGCCCAGGCAGAUGACAAUCUAUCUCCCAGAAGUGCGAAAGAUUUCCAUGGACUACAUUAACCUGCCUGUCUUUAAUCCAAAUGUUUUCAGUGAAGAUGAAGAUGAUUUACCAGUGCCUGGAGCUCCAGGUGCCCCUGCCAGCAGCCCACCCUGCACCGUCAACAUCCCCAUUGCCCCCAUCCACAGCUCAGCCCAGGCCAUGUCGCCCACGCAGAGCAUCGGCCUGGUCCAGUCGCUGCUGGCCAACCAGAAUGUGCAGCUGGAUGUUCUGGCUAACCCUCCGGCCGAGACAGGGGGUGAGGGGCCAGGACCCUUCCCAGGAGCACCAGGCCGAUUCCCUGGCCCUGGCGCAGUGGCACCAACCGGUGGAGAUGUGGCCCGCGCUGCCCCUGUUCCUCCCACUAUUGCCCCACCACCCCCCGCCAUCGCCCUUGCCGACCUCCGGGACCAUGGUGACCGUGAACACGAGCCCCCGCUCAAGGCCAAGCCCCCGCGUCCAGGACCGGGACCACAGCUAGUGGAGAGCGAUGCUGUCAUCUUUGGGGCCGCUCAGGAGCUGCAGCUGAACAAGAUGAACCCCCCGCCACCCUAUCCUGGCACUGUUCCCACGGUGGGCCCCCCGCCACCCCCACCUGUCCCCCCACCUCCGCCCCUCGACCUCUGCCUGAAAAAGGGGGAGUUCUCCCUUUACCCUGCAGGGCACUACCAGCCGCCCCUGGGGUACGAGCGAAUAACAACAUUCGACAGCAGCGGGAAUGUGGAGGAAGUGUGCCGACCUCGUACCCGCAUGCUCUGUGGCCAGGGCACCUACACCCUGCCAGGGCCCGGCAGCUCUGCCACUUUGCGCAUCACCGCUGCCGAGAAGAAGAUGCAGCAACCCUGCACCAGUGCCACCCUGAACCGGCUGACAGUUCCCCGUUACUCCAUCCCCACUGGGGACCCACCGCCCUACCCCGACAUUGCCAGCCAGCUGUCACAGGGCAGGAGCAUUGCACAGAGGCUGGACAGCAGUAUCAUCCAUGCUACUUUGCGGAGGAACAGUAGGGAGGCAGCGCUGAAAAUGGCCCAGCUGGUGGACAGUCAGAGAGCCACCUUGCAGCUUCCCCCAAAAGCCAAGAGCAGCGUUGUGACGGCACAGUACCAGCAGAGAGUACCCACUGCUUUGUACACCUGCAGCCAGUGCAGCAACAGUGGCGGCAGCAGCACCACGAGUGCUGGUGGUGUGGGCAACAUCACUAAUGCCAACUCUGGCAGCAGCACUUCCAGCAUUGGUGGCAUGAGACCUGAUAUGAGCACGGGGAGCAGCUCCCAGCACAGCUCUGUCAUCGCUCACUCUGUCAGUACGUCACCUUUGGCCUCCCAGUCCUCCUACAACUUGCUGAGCCCACCUGACAGUUCCCGUGACCGGGCAGAUUAUAUCAACUCUGCCUUUACGGAGGAUGAAGCCCUUUCUCAGCACUGUCCAGUGGAAAAAUCGAUACGGCACGUACCUGUGGCCUUGACGGAGGCUGCCAUCGGUGUAAAACGGCCACCGCCGUACCAGUGGGAUCCUAUGGUGAGUGAAGAGAUAUGGGUUCCUCAGGAAAGGACAUCUCAGAGCUCUGUACCCAACCCUUUAAAACCAGCCCCUCUCAUCAUCGGUCAGACUCAGCACCUGGAUAUGUCUCGAAUGCCAUUUGUCUCCCCUAAGUCUCCAACGAGUCCCACUGCCACUUUCCAGACAAGUUAUGGGGUCGGAAUACCGUACCCAGGAAGCUACAGUGCCCCUCCCCUUCAGGGAAUGCAGCCCCCAUGCUCCCCCAAAGAAGCUCUGGCCCCAACACAGUUUGCACAGCAGGAGCCCACAGUAGUGCUUCAACCAGGUUACCCACCCAACCUCUCCUAUUGCCCUUUGCCACCCAUGUAUCCGGGAAGUAGCGCCUGCUCUAGUUUACAGCUGCCACCGAUAGCCUUGCACCCAUGGAGCUCCUACAGCGCAUGCCCACCAGUGCAGAAUCCCCAGGGCACUCUGCCUCCAAAGCCGCUCCUCGUGGUGGAGAAGCCGGUUAUGUCUCCCCCGCCAACCGAGCUCCAGGGCCAUGUGGGUACAGAAGUAAUGGUGGAGACAGCAGACACCUUCCAGGAGGUGCUCUCCUUGACAGAAAGCCCUGUUCCUCAAAGGACAGACAAAUUCGGCAAGAAGAGCCGAAAGCGGCUGGAUAGUCGUGCUGAGGAAGGAAAUGUGCAGGCUAUCACUGAGGGCAAGGUCAAAAAGGAUUCGAGGACACUGACUGACUUCAAUUCGCUAAUAUCCAGCCCAAGGCUGGGCAGAGAGAAGAAGAAAGUCAAGAGCCAGAAAGACCAGCUCAAGUCCAAGAAGCUGAAUAAGACAAAUGAAUUUCAGGACAGUUCAGAGAGUGAGCCGGAGCUUUUUAUCAGUGGGGAUGAACUGAUGAACCAGAGUCAGGGCAGCAAAAAGGGUUGGAAAACCAAAAGGAAUUUGAGGACAGCCAGUGAGCUGGAUGAGUUCAAGUGCCGUAAGGCCAGCGAGAAGGAGGACGGGAGACUGGGGAGCCAGGGCUUUGUGUACGUGAUGGCCAACAAGCAGCCGCUGUGGAACGAGGCAACACAAGUCUAUCAGCUGGACUUUGGAGGGCGAGUAACCCAGGAGUCGGCAAAAAACUUCCAGAUUGAGCUGGAAGGACGGCAGGUGAUGCAGUUUGGAAGGAUUGAUGGCAAUGCUUACAUUUUGGACUUUCAGUAUCCAUUUUCUGCAGUGCAAGCCUUUGCUGUUGCUCUGGCUAAUGUGACUCAACGCCUCAAAUGAACAAGCAGAAACCUGGAGAGAGGAAAAUGUUGUCAAAACCUUCUCAUAGAGUCCAAACUGGAAAAUGUCGGGGCAGCCUACGUUAGGUGCACUGAGGUGCCUGGAAGCGAAGAAGGCCGUAAAACUGGAAAAGUCUCUUAGUGCCCAACUGAAGGGCAUUAACUCUAAUCAGUCAUGGGGUGGAGGGUGGGGGGCUUUCUUCUCUUUUGUUUGUUUGUUUGUUUUCAGGUGUUUUCUUUUUUUUAAAGCAUUGUGCUGGGUUUCAGAAAGAGCAAAAGGUUGAGAGCCAUUCAGUGUUCUGUGGAGAAGUGUGGCUUUUGGCUUGUUGUGAUGGGUCUGCUGUGUUUGCUACAAUAGCUGAUGUAAGCUCAUAGAGGGAUUAAAAAAGACUGCUCUUUUUGAUAGACUGCCUUAUAUCAUGCUGUUCUUUUUAAAACAGGGAACAUAACUUUUUUUCCGGUCCAGUUUGUACUACUACUACUACAUCAAUGAUAGCAGCAAAAAAAAAAAAAGAAAAGAAAAAAGAAAAAAAGAAGCUAUAAUACUUGAAGACGCGUGUUUCUUCUCUGAUCUCUGAUAAUAACUGAGUACCACAAGUUCCAGGGAGGCUUCUGUAGGUCAAUAUUUAAUUUAUACAUAACGAUGUGUUACUCAGAAAAGAAACAAAACUGUUACCAAUGUGGUUUUAAAACUCAAUGUAUCAAAUAAGUUGAUGUCUGCUUGUUUUGUGUGCUGUUACUGGGGAUAAACAUCUUCCGUUGGGUGACAGAAAAGAGGGAAGAAAAUAAUUAAGAGCGUUCCUUCUUUGCUCAUACUGAUCAGCAGUAUUCUUCAGUUUGGCCUGCAGCUGGAAGAGGUACAGUGUGACCAGAUGUACCUUCAAGGCCAUGCCUAUACACACUCCUCAUUUAAAUGUGUUUACACUUUAUAAACAGAGUCAUUCAAGUGAAUGAGAAGGCCCAAUGUAUUCAUCUUCUUAGUAAUCAAUAGGAAUCAAGUUCCACAACAUUGUAUCUGUGCUAAAAUUAGGAAGGAGACAGAAGUAUAGCAAGUCAUUACAGGAAGCAAUUUCAUCAGGAAAGCAAUUUUGUUACAGGAAACAACAUCAUGGCUGGCUGGAGGACAAAUAAACUAAAAGUGGAAGGAAAAAUUGGACAGAAUUACUCCUUUUAUCACCAUUACUACUUGAGUAGUUCUUGUGACUGUAGUUUGUGAAUAUAAUGCUACAGGUAAGAAAGAGUGGCAAGGCAAAGUUUAAAUGGAGUGUUACAGAGAAUGGCUUAUUGACAGGAGGGCAGCUUGUUCUGGCUAAAGUUUAGUUUCUGGUGGACAUGCAGCCUUGCUGACCAUUUAGAAGGGUUGCUUGCACAGAAGGUUUUCUGUGUUGUCCAUUUUUGUGUAUGUAUUUCUUCACUUUCUCUCUUUCCUCCUUGCCUGCAUUUUGCUAUAGAAUACGUUCUGGUAUGGAAACAGUUUCCACCGUGAUACACAAAAACUGUAAUUAUUCCUGUAAUUGUUUGGACAUUAGAUUACUAAACAUGACUGCAGAUUUCCUUCAAAAAAUUAUUCUUUUGAUGUGAAAGGCACACUGAGGAAGAUAAGUUAGUUGAGAUGUUAAUACUGCUUUGUCUUUUAUCCAGUUUAACUUCUUACUUGAAAAGCUGUAUAACAUAAGAUAAACAGUUGUGAUUUUAUCUCUCUUUUUGAAAAUUCUGGUGGUAAGGCAGUUCUGUGUUGUAUUUAAUUCAUUCUAGAGGAGCAUACCAUGUAAGAGAGGACCAUGCUGUAGCAGAGCUUACCAGAAUGCAGUGAACAAGAAACUUCUGCUCUGCUGACACUUAUAAAGCAAUACAGCACAGAGGGAAUAAUAAAUAUCAGUCAGAGAGGAGUUUGAGAGCUGCUAAGAGAGACUACGAGGCAGAUCAUCCACAGGUAAAGUCCCACAGGGUGAGUCCAGGAAGAACCCUUUGCAAAGUGGUUUCCUUGGAGAGGACAGUUAGAGGUAAGAAGGAAGGAAGGGCAGUAGAUGGCACCAUGCCUGUAUGAUCCCAGAGUUCAGGAGCUUCUGCUUACAUGUCAGGCACAACAUUCCCCUUGGCAUUUAACAGACUUCAUUUGCUUCAGUUAAUUUUAUUUUUUAAUUUUAUUUUAUUAUUGAAUUUCUCUAUGUUAUCUGGCUUAUUUGUAUUUUUUCUCAUGUGCAUUACAUAUUCGGCAGCUUAUGUGCCUGUAUCUGUAAUGUGUGUGGGAUGGAGGAACUGAAAUAAUUUGGUCUGUUCCCUUUAAAAUCUGGAAAUUUUUCCCAUUGAUUUUUAUAAAGGAAGCACGAUUGAGCCAUUUGUCUGCAUUGAGUUACACCCUGUGCAGACAGUCAGUUGAAUUCUCAGGUCUGCUGCUAUCAAUAUGUGAGGAGGAAAGUUGGCAGAUUAGUGUCCUUUCCUACCCAAAAGUCUGUGCUUACCAGUCAUACCCAAAUUAGAAUGUAAUGGGCAUAUGCUGAACAGCAUAGACAAGAAAUGUAUCAUGACAUGCUCACUGUCUGGGAGAAUGGCGACUCAUUCACAUUAGAAAUCUUCAGCUGAAAGGAACGUUGCCUGCAGUUUUAAGCCAAAAUUGUUACCAUGUGCAAAGAACAUCAGUGUUUUUUUUCUGAACAAAAUCUGGUCUAAUUAGGACUUCUGUGUGCAGUUUCAUUAAUCCUCCAUGGAACAGUAUUCCUCUUCACUUGAUUCAUAAGCAAUUUUUUCCAAUUAUUAGUAGCUUUCUGCCAAUGUAUAACCACAAAUCACAAACACAUAUAGCAGGUAACAGCUUACUAACUUGGUUCUGUUGGCCAAGCCUGUGAUUGCAUCGUUCUGGUGGCUUCUGCCCAAACAAAGCACAAGGAACAGCUAUCAUAAAUCAGGAAAGUAUACACAAUUUCCAGCCUUCCUGUUUAUUUGUCAGAUGUUAUAAGAUAAGAUACUUUUCUGUCUUUUUGAAAAUACUUUGAUAGAGUCCCUAAAGGGAAUUAAAAUUGAGGGUUGUAAUGGUUUGGAGAAUUAGAGAUAGAAACUACUCUCAAAUAAGUUGAAUUGUAAUGAAAGAAGUGGAAGUGGUGUAAAUUCUGAGAGUGGAACUGGAUCAUGAAUUGUAUGAAGGACAAGUAAAAGCAGCAGUUCUUCUGUUUUUCAUUGAGAGAUAUGAUAUAUGACACAGAUUUAAAAGCUCCCCCCAGUACAUUCACUGAAAUCCUGAAGAUUGCUGUUGCAUUCAGCCAAAAAACAGAUUUUACACUUUAUACUUAAUUUGAAAGAUCCAAGUUUUCUGUAGAUAACGAAGUUCUUCUAGGGAGAAUGUAGCAAGGUAUUCAAAAAUAUUCUUCUUUUAUACACACACAGGGAUUUCCAGAAAAUGUUUUUCCAAAGCCUUUUUUUUUUUUUUUUUUUUCUUUUUCAAUUGUGCAAUAGUUCUGACAGUCUGGGGGUCUUAUGGGCUUUUUCAUGGUUGUUUGUUUUAUUCUGCUGCCUAUUUUUUUUUUCUCUUUUUUUUUUUUUUAGGAAGUUCUGAGUGGUUUUUAAAGAUAAUUUAAUGCAGAUUUCUUGUUAACAUCCAAAAGGCAAACUAUUUAUCUUGUGUAAUAUAAUAAGUGAUUAAGGGAUUAUUUUAUUUCUAUAUAUCAGUGAGCUAUACACACUUUAUUAUUUAUAUUUAAAGAGCAUAUUUGUAAGUAAUUGUAUGUUUUGCUGCAAGAAGUUCAAAAUGCAUAUAGGAAGACUUGGUUUUGUGGACUAGUAUGUAAAAUUUCAUCAUUCAGGCAGGCAGAAAUAUUUUGGCGUAUCUAAAAGCAGCGAGUUUGCUUUGAAGGUCUGUGUAGACUACAAAGAAUGUAGAUGACUUCUUUGGGACCUGCAGAAAUCUGUCCUCCACAGUUUCCCUCCUUUGUUUUGAAGUACAUAUUUCAAUUGGGAAUGCUUUUAAAAAAUACAAAGCUUUCCCUCUUGUUUAGUGCAGUGCUUUUUCUCUAGUUAUAAGAUAGGCUGGCUUGCGUGAUAAAAGAGAGUGUAACGAUGUAGGCUCAGUUUGUAAGUUCAUUGCAUAGCCUGGUAGGAUUUAACGGUGGCAUACUUCAGUGCACUAGCAAACUAGCUUAGUAUGAGCUAGAUGAGGCACGAGAAAGAGUACAGCAGUAAAUGUGUUUCUCUCUACUCAGGCUAAUGCACUCCUUCAGCAGAGCUCAGCUGGUUCCAGCGCAGCCAUAGUGCUGCUGAUUCUUGAGUUAGCACUGCAUGGAGCUGAUUGAGCUGAGCCCUGACCUCUGCCAGUGGCACCUUCUCUUCUUCAAGGUGCUCCUCCACUGAGACACACUGGAGACAGUGUUCCUUCUCUCUUCUUUCCAGUUUAGCUCCAAGAGCAGCAUGCAGCUGCCAGAGAGUUUGCCUGCAGCAGCUUUAAGCAGAGAAAGCCCCAAUGUCAGUUGGUGGUUGUGUGGAAUCUGCUCCUCUAAAGGUGCAAAGAGGUGUAAUAGAGAUCCUGAUUCAUUUAGAAAAUACAGCUGAUAGCCUCGAAAUAAAGCUCCUAACAGAGUCUGUAAAUUGGCACUUAAAGUCUUGUAUGAUAUGCACCAUGCACAGAGUGAUUGAUGUUGUCUUGAAGCAGUGGGAAUAUUGCAUUUCUGCAAUGCACGUAUGGGAGAGAGAGAUGAAAGAGUUACAGAAAGAAUUUUCGUCGUAAUAGUUAUUCACUGAGUUCCAGAGGCAGCAGAAAGAGGUGCCAUGGCUUGCUUGAUCUUGGUUGUAUGACAGUCAAUCUGCACAUAGGUUCAUCUCAGAUAAACCUUCCGUGUUACAGCCACAGAAAAAUAGUUGUACAUUUCUUUAUCUAGUUUUGUUCUGUUUUUCUUUAUGGAGCUGCACAAAGCCUUGAGCCUGGACAGUCUGACUUUCCCUCACGUGUCUUUUUUUUUUUGGUCUAAGAAAUUCCAGACAAAUGUGGGAGCUUGCCUGGUUGUUACCUCAGACAAUUACUGUGCAUUUGCAGCCAGAUAUGUGUUACCCUAUGUUAUCUUGGUGCCCUUUUACCUGUCAGCGACACUUUAAAUCCAUGUGCAAAAACUGAUUUGAGUGAAAGAGAAGACAGGGUAAGUUUUGACUGGAUUUUAUGAAUGUGUUUGCCAGAGCAAGUUUGGAAAUCACACAUUUCUGCAGAUCCCAAACCACGCAACGCCAGUAAAUCUGACCUGGGGAUUAGCAGCAGAUGAGCCAUUUGCAUGGCAUGCUGACAGAGGGCCCGCUUCUCACCUCACCAGGUUACACUAAGGUACUUAAGAGAGGGGAAUCGCACCCAAAAUGCACUUUGCCAUCUCUGUAUGAUUGUAAGGUAAGAAUGACAGACUUGAUCUGUAUAUCCAUUUAAAACAACUGUACAGCAUUAACGAACAGCUAUACUGACAGUUCUGUGUAAACUCACCUGAAGCACUCUGGAAGUAAAAUGGCAGCCACAAAGCAGUCUUAGAGAAUUUUGCCUUAUUUUCUCAUUUCUAGGACUUCAACACAGGAGAGCAAGCUGUUCAUGUGAUUUAGAGGUUGGUGUAAUGUUUUUCCCAGUAUACGAGGGGAAAUAAUAUACUGCUGACAAAAAUGAAAUAAUUCUGGUAGAGGAAUUUUUUCAUUUUGAAGUCCCUUCACUUUCACAGCAAGCACAAUCCUCCACCAGCAGCUACUGGCAUAGAGCUCUGUUACCCUCAGGAGUAUACUGCAGGUAGGGACCACGGUCCUUUUUGCAAGGUUGGAAUUUACAUGCAUCAUUCCCGAAGGAAUAAGAUUCAUUACUGCUUGUGAAAGGUGGGCUGUGCAAAUGAUUAUUUCAUAUUUAUUUAAUUCUUUUAAAAAAAAUCCCGCAGAGAUGUUUUUAGAUUAAAAGAUACAGCUUUGCAUAUUGCUUGGUACCUCUGGAGAUGUAUGAGGAGAACAUUUCUUUUGGCAGUUGGAUUGUUGCUCCAUGUAGGAAAUUAGAUUUUUAAGAGAAAAAACAAUUAACUGAAUAAGAGAAUGAAAAAGGAUUCGGUGAAGCAGUUCUUGAUACAAAAAUUAAAAACUUCACCAUUCAACUUUUGAUUUUGCAAUUGAAUUUAUAAUGAGAAGUUUGUUCUUCAGGGCAAACUGAUUGUUAUGAAGCUCUGUGCAAGCGCAUAGGUUUGCUGAUCUGGAGCUUACUGCAGGAUCAAAACAACAUGAUUAUGUGAGAUUUGCAAAUAAAUAAAUGAAAAUCUGGAUACUUACUUAUCCAAAGAGUUCCAAAGAGUAUCCAAAGAAAUUAAAUGGUAUGAUGCCUUCCAGUGGCUGGAGAGGGCCUACACAAAAGCUGGGGAGGGACUUCUUAUAAGGGCAUGUAUUAACAGGAUGAGGGGAAAUGGCUUUAAAAUGGAAGA
Molecule: messenger RNA, 13328 nt
Organism: Centrocercus urophasianus (Greater sage-grouse)
Lineage: Eukaryota; Metazoa; Chordata; Aves; Galliformes; Phasianidae
Gene: TULP4
Product: TUB like protein 4
Exons: 15
Coding region: 2213-6919 (1568 amino acids)
Molecular function (GO): protein binding
Source: RefSeq, a predicted model, not a curated record